CAGAGCCGCACUGUUCCCUAGGUUGCAUGUGACUCAUCGAGUUUGCAGUGAAGUAGGCUACAAUUCAUUCCUACGGAAUGUUCACCUGAGAGAGCGAAAGCACUGCAAAAUAACAGACCGAGUUGUUUUGAGUAAUGUGGUGCCAUUAGAAGCGAAGGACGAUUGCACGGUAACCUGAUUUAGAAACGGAAAUUACAAAUUCACUGCUGAAGGAACGUAAAGUUUACAAACUUAGUAAAGCCACUGGUGAAAAAUCCACAUAUUCAAAAAGGAACAUGGCAACGGGUGGAUUUAAACCAAAUGCACAGACAGACUUUCUGGAGGAAUGGAAGGCUAAACGGGAGAAAAUGAGAGCAAAAAUGCUUGGGGACAUCGCUGCGGCCACCGGCGCGUGCACUGGUGGUAUUGUCCCUGCGUCCCUGGGGAGCCACAGCAACAAAAGUGAGAUGCGCAAUGCUACCUCGAGCACCGAACUUAACAACAACGGCAACCCGGACCGCGGGACAUCAUACCCCAUGGCUCGCUCAUCAUCCUCCUCAGCCUUGAAGAGACCUGACGAUGAACCACACCCGACGCCAGCCGUCAGAGGAGCGGAUACACCGGGGAGUAACCUGAAGAAGACACCGCAGCCGGAGAAAGUGCCCUACACCCCACAAGAAUCCAGCCCCACUGCAUGCAAUGACCAUGGCAGUGACAAGGAGAGCCCCUCACCCAGUAAAGGCAAAGAGAAGAAAAACAGUGGUCCAAGCGCCAGGAAGGGGAAAGGACAGAUAGAGAAGAGAAAGCUGAGGGAGAAGCGCAGAUCAACAGGUGUUGUCAGCAUGCCGUCCACCGAGAGCCUGGAUGAGCUGGAUGAUGACGACGGAAGGGAUAAGGCGAAGGAGGAGGAGCAGCAGCUGACACAGCUCAACACGGAACAGAACGAAGCCAUGACCUCUGACCCUGGGGCCGACACCCACUUACUACAGGAUACUCCAAGAUCCGGGAGUGGCCACCACCAGAGCAGCAGCUCUGGAGGUCCUGGUUCUGAGGAGUCGGCGGGGGGGAACAGUCGACACCGCCACGGCAACCGCCACGGCAACGCCGCCGCACCUGGAGGACUGGAGAGGAGGAUGGAGGAACUGGAAAAGGAGCUGGCCAGACAGAGGCAGGAGAACGGGCAGCUGCUGAAAGCCCACCAGGAUAAAGACGACCUAAUUGGAAAGCUGAAGGAGGAGAUUGACUUGCUUAAUAGAGACCUCGAUGACAUUGAGGAUGAGAACGAGCAGCUGAAGCAGGAGAACAAAACUCUCCUGAAGGUGGUGGGCCAGCUGACUAGGUAGAACCCAAUGAGCCACGGAUCUCCACUUCCAAAAAGAAAACAAACCACCCCCACCCCUCCAACGGAGUGCUCCUCUCAAGGCCUUACACCCCCUGCUCUCACCCACCCCCUUCCCUUUCCACCCUCGUUCCAAGUCCAGCAGCAGCAUAUCCUUUCUCUGUGUCGGUGGUGUCUCUGUUGUUGUCGAUGGGUGGAAGAGGACAUUUUAAAAGUAGCUUCUAGAUCCUUUGUGUCUUAAAUGCACCUUGAGCGUCCUCCCUAAGGAUGCUUUUAUUCAGUUCUGAGGGGAAACUGAAGCCACUGAAAGCUCUAGUCCUAUUUAGAUCCCAUGGGGUGUAUAAAUGAGGUUCUAUGAUGGUAUAUUUAAUGUAAAUCUCUUGUACAUAGGCCAUUUAGAUUAAAAAGGAAAUUGAAUGUACGUGGUGCAUCACCGAGCACAUGAGGGAUGCUUUGUUGGUUUUAGGAACUAAAAGAGUUCUUGGACAUUUUGACUCUAAUCAUCUGUUGACCAUGGUAUACAGUACUUGCGUAGAUUAUGUGCAACCGGCUCUCUGUGCUUCUGUUUAUCUGCAUCAUUACAGUGUAAAUGCAUUGUCAGCUCAGAGGCCGUAUUGUCCUUCAAAGCACUAAAACCUGGUCUCCAUCUACACGUGAAAGAACCGGCUCUGUGAUGGAGCCUGGGUCAUUUAGACCAAAUUCAAAACAAAAUCCCUGCUACCAUCAGCCAAAGUGGGCAUAAUGCCUUGCAUGUUACGGACAUCUUUUUUGAAAAUCCAUUAGUUCCAUUUCCCCAAGGGGAUAAAAAAAAAAGCCUGGUGCUUUUUCUGUUUAUGUUGAUGCCGCUUUUACUCUCUUGUUCCGAUUUCUACUUGGUACAUUUUAAUCAGUGGGGUUGUUUCAGCUAAAACCUGGGUAUGCCGGUGACAUGGGUGGGGGGAUAAAGUUCACGCUUUAUUUACUGCGUUUCUACGCAAUUUACAACUCUAAAAUGCUAUUCAGAGAACAGCAAAAACCAGCAAAAUGUACUCCAGUCAUAAUACACUAAACUGCUAUUGCCUUUUAAUGGUGAUUGGAAUGAUUUUACUAGCCUAUUUUAUAUUGUUGGCGUUGAGCUAGGUUAUGAUGACUGCCAUACUCUGCCAAACCCAAUUGACGCCCUGAUUUCAAUCCAGGCGGUAUAUUUUAAACCUGAAGUCAUUCAAAUAUAUAUAUCCCCAUUUAUAAAUCAUAAAAAGCUAGCAAUUUGUUUUCAUUUAAUUCUAUGCUUUAUAGCCAUGUCAAUGUUGAAAAUGAAAUAUUAUAGUAUUGUUCAUGGUGAGAAGUCCUGGGAUUACACCCCAGUAGAAAUACAUAUGGAAUCUUUUGAAAUGAGUUUUGCAUCUGUAACUCAAGCAUUUACUACUUGUUUUGUUUGCAAUAUUGAUAGGUGUAGCUGCUCUUGGUAUAUAGUGAGCAAGAGUUAUAGAGUAAGCUACUGCAGUGCAUUUUGUUGUCACCAAAUCAACUGAAGGAACAUACUUUUUUGAAAUGCAUCUCUCUUUUUGAUUUCUCAAGACUGUGAUUUUGGCUGUGAGAAGUUCUAUUACUUUGCCCUGACUGUAUUUAGAUCUUUGCAUUACAUACAGGGGCCCAUUUUUGUGCUGAAACAAACAAAUGUGUGGCUGUUGCAUCAUGUGUUCUGUAAAGCCCACUGGGUGGUAAAGAUUUUAGGUUUUUAGACUUUACUGGGGUACAUCUUGAUAUAGAAACCCUGCUUACCUGUAGAGAGAGACACACACACACACACACACACACACACACACACACACACACACACACACACACACACACACACACACACACACACACACACACACACACACAGAGCCCUUACAGGGAAAAAACACGUGAAACAAUGUGUUUUUGGAACACUUCACGUGAUGAUGUUUCACAUGUGAAGUUUCACAUAACCUUUCACAUUUUCAUUCAAAUGUGAAUCUUUUUUGGGGAAUAUUUUUCACUUUAGAUUUCACAAGUGAUGCGCUGCAAAUAAAACAAGAGUUGUUAGAACACACAAACAGUGCUUAUAACAUCAUGUUUACAACUUACAUAUUUGGCACACUUUGACAUACAUGAUUACAUUGUGUAUGUUUGUUUAGAAAGUAAUUAUUAUUCCACAUGUCCUCACCUCGGAUUUCAACUCACAACCUCUUUGUUCAUUGCAUUCUGACAUAUUCCUCCUACACUUUGGACUUCAAAGUAAAUCUCAGCUUUGUUAAAAGUACAUAUUUAUCAGAGUGAUUCAGGAGUAACGUUAAAACAGAAUAAUUAUGCCCCACAAACAUUAGGCAACUAUACAGAAAAUCCUCAAAUUGCUGAAAUAAGUUAAUUAAUUAAAUGAUGAGAGAAUAGUCACUGCUAACUAAAAUAGCAGUGUAGACUGCACUAUUUUAGUAAGUGUAGAGGUGUAGGGGAAUGCUACAGAGUUUGUGGCGCAGCAGAAAGAUCAGUUUACCCCAAAUCCAGAGGUUGUUAGUUCAAAUCCCAGGUGGGGUCAUAUUGAAAAGUCAGUACUUAACUACCAAGUGAUCAUGUCUAAUGUAAUCAUAUUGACAUUGAUUAAAUGUUUUAACUAUUUUAGCUGAACAGCUUACCACUUACUUUAAAACUCCCAUACCAUGUAAUUACUUGACUUAUCGUCACGUUACGUCCUGAUGAAUGCUAACGCAAAGGUCUUGAGAACAUCUUACAAACACCCUAACAUGUUCCUCCAUGACUAGUUCCAGUUUUGUUCCAGGGAUUUUCCCCAAAGAUGUUUUUAGGACAUUCUUAGUAUGUUGUGUCAUGGUCCCCUGGAGGUUUUAUCUAGUUCCCGGUUUGUUUCAAGGAUUUUCCCCAGAACGUUUUUAGGACAUUCUUAGUAUGUUGUGUCAUGGUCCCCUGGAGGUUUUUGUCUCGCUCAAAUGUUGUCACAUGUUAAAGUUUUUCAUCCCCAUCCCCACAUUUACUCAAAUGGUGUCAAGUGUAGUUUAAUGGUGUCAUGUCGACAUUUUGCGUCCCAUGUUGUCACAUAUUAUUUCACACAAUAUCAUGUUAUCACGUUGUUUUACAUGUUGUCACAUGAACUUCACGUGAUCAUGUGACAUGUGUUUUUCUGUAAGGGACACCUCUUUCUCUCUCUACAUUAUGCAUGUACAAAAGAUGAAGUCAUUUAAUAAAAGUUUGAUUAUCUCUG
Oncorhynchus masou masou (cherry salmon) is the source of this 4535-nucleotide messenger RNA. Its product is annotated as PRKC apoptosis WT1 regulator protein-like. Lineage: Eukaryota; Metazoa; Chordata; Actinopteri; Salmoniformes; Salmonidae. Gene Ontology annotation, biological process: positive regulation of apoptotic process; apoptotic process. The record is from RefSeq and is a predicted model, not a curated record. Gene Ontology annotation, molecular function: nucleic acid binding. Gene Ontology annotation, cellular component: cytoplasm. The coding region runs from base 276 to 1322 and encodes 348 amino acids. The transcript is spliced from 7 exons.